Molecule: messenger RNA, 676 nt
Organism: Syngnathoides biaculeatus (alligator pipefish)
Lineage: Eukaryota; Metazoa; Chordata; Actinopteri; Syngnathiformes; Syngnathidae
Product: relaxin-3-like
Exons: 2
Coding region: 128-562 (144 amino acids)
Cellular component (GO): extracellular region
Molecular function (GO): hormone activity
Source: RefSeq, a predicted model, not a curated record
CGCUUUAUAAACCAAGCUUGGGUCACCACAUAGUCAUAUCUCUUGCAGGCAGGGAGACAGAAGCCUAAUUGCUGCACAACACAAAUAAUCUGUCUUUGUAGCUCUGCUAUUAUUUCCUCGAGGUGCUAUGUGGAAAGUUCUGCUUCUGGCCGUGUCUCUGCUGGCAAAUGAAGUUCACGCCAUGGACAACCCAGUGUAUGGCGUCAAGCUCUGUGGUCGUGAGUUCAUCCGAGCGGUCAUCUUCACUUGCGGUGGCUCACGGUGGAGACGAUCGCUCAGGACUUCAGCAGAAGACCUUUUCAGCUCCCAUCAAGAUUCCUCAGAGGAACUGAGUCACAAUCCCGUGAUGGAGAACAUACUCCACAGAAACAGAGAUCUGGAUUUCAUGUCAGGUGAAAACCAAGAGAGAAUCUUCAGCCGGCCAACUCGUUCUUUUAUCACAGAAGAGAUUCUCGAAGCCCUGCGGAAGGCGGAUCGCAAAGGCCGGGAAGUGGUUUUGGGUCUUUCCAAUGCGUGCUGCAAGUGGGGCUGCAGCAAGAGUGAGAUCAGCUCCCUUUGCUGAGAACUGAACACAGCAAUUGCAUAAACAGACAUGCGUCCCGGUAUAUGAGUGUGAAAUUAUCAUUAAUAUUAAACACUUUUUUUCUUAUGAAACUUUAGCAAAUUUCCCUCAUUG